AUGAAUAAUCGAAGAGUGUUUUAUGACGAGUCCAUUUGGGAACGGUUUGAGAACAGAAUAAAAACCUGGACCUAUGGACUCACACACGAAUUGCUACAGAAUUAGGUUUGCAGUCCAUUCUUGUUCAAGUUCCUAAUGUUGAUCGAGCUCAUCCAACUUCUGUACUAUUCGAUUCAUCCGAACUUGGAAUUUUUAUUCAAGACGGUGUGGUUGGAGUACUUCCGUAAUGCAUUGCAAUACUUUUAAGUUAAUUAUAUCAUAUUCAACGGUGGAGUGAAUGUGCUGUUAAUAGUGAUGUACAUAGCUUUUGGCAUUCAGAUUCUCAUGUUAUUCUUACUAAUCAUAAUCACAUUCAAACUCACAUCGAAUAAGCGAAAGCCAAGCACCUUUCUCACGUACUGUCUAAAAAUAUUUUCAUUGUAUGGCUUGCUCUUGAAUACCAUUUUGACAAUCCCCAUAUUCAAUUCCUUCAUCGCCACCAUUUAUUGCAAUUCAGAUGCUCCAUUUUCAGAUGGCUUAGAAUGCUACGCUGGUCUGCAUUUCCUGCACAUAUCCUUGGCUUUAAUAGGUUUGAUCUUGUUCCUAAUCAAUGUGCUCUACUUUGGACUGCUUUACGCCGAACUCAACCCAAGUUCCCCCAUUCCAUUCUCCUCUCCCCAAUCCAAAACUCCAUUGGUUAGACAACUCAUUAAAAUCGUGCUACCACUCUACGUGACUCUGGAUUUCAAUGGCGAUAUAUCUAAAGUGUACAUCUCUCUAUUGGCUGCAUUCUAUUUGCUGUUGUUGGUCUAAAGAUACCGAUCUCCCCCCUACUACAAUAAGAGUGUCUAUACCUUCAUAGUCGUACAGGAAGUCUUACUCUUUUGGGCUAGCUUGGUUGGAGUCAUUACGGCAUUUCUUGAUCUAGGAUCAGUUGAUGAUAUUGGGUUGUUUUAUAUGAUUCUGGGAAUGCCAUUGCUUUCCUUAGUUUACUUCCAGUUGUUGACUUUUCGACAAUAGCAGCUCCUGAGAACCCCAAUUAAAUCAUUCAAGAAGGAGACAGACAUCGAAAUCUACAUAAAUCAUCUCAUGGAUUUAAUUGAAAAUCGUGAAAUUCUUCAAUGCAGAAUUGUCUUGGAAGGUGUAUUAAAAUUGCAUUUGAAGAACUGUGGAAAACCAAGUGAUAGCUGUGUAUGUCAACAAUUGGUAGCUGACAAUUUGAAGGAUGAAGAAACACCCCAAAAAUUAAAGAGAUGGUAUCAAUUAAUAAAGAGUAUUAUAUCUGAUGCUCUGGACAGGUAUCCAAAAUGUCCAAGAUUGCAUCUGUUGAAUUCAUACAUACAUCAUGAGAAAUUGAAGAAUAAAUUCAAAGCCUUAUUUGAAUUGAUGAUCACUGAAGAAAAUAAACCAAAUUUACAAGAAGAAUUUAGUAUUUACAGAUAUAAGAAUAUGAUUGAAGAGGAAAUGAUUGAGAAUGAUAUGAGAACAUCUGAAAACAAAGGAGUAGAUGUCAACAUCAUCGUAGUAUUCUAAAAUAAAUUUGUCAAUUUCCUCAGUAGUAUAGAAAAAAGUGUUACUUUACAUAUGGAAUUCUGGAGAGAACUAUUAGAAGAAAACCCAGAUAUUUAGAAAUUGUAAUCACUUGGAUCUAAAAUUACAAACACUGUUGAAUCUACAAGUGAUUUCUACAAAAAACUAUAAGAGAUGAAUCAGAAUCAUAUCAAAUGUCUGUAAGUAUACGGCAACUUUUUGAAGGAUAUUGUUAAUGACGAUGUGGAAGGUUAAAGGAUCUUGGAGAAAGCUGAAUAUAUACAAAAGAGCACUGCUGUCAAUAAGUUAGGAUUGGAUUAAGAAAGAUAGAAGUAUGGUGAAAAUGCCAAUACUUGCAUUAUCACUUGUUCAGGCAAUUAUAAUAAUAUAGGUGUGGUUACUAAUGUUAACAAUGAAAUCACUAGAAUCCUAGGGUUCUCUAAGUCAGACAUAAUUGGAUAGAAUGUAAAUAGAAUCAUGCCAAAAGUAUAUGCUGAUCAACACGAUCAAUUCAUGAAGAACUAUUUAGAAACCAGUGAUUCCAAAGUGAUUGGAUAGGAAAGAAUACUAUUGGCUUAAAAUAAGAACAAUUAUUUGGUGCCAUGCACUCUCAUGAUUAAAGUCUUGCCUAAUUUGGAUGAAGGAAUUUAGAUAGUGGGAUUCUUGAAAGACAUAGAACCUGGAAGUUCAUAUUUGAGAAGUGAAUAAGAAAUUGAUUAGGAGUGGCAUUUCAUUAUCAUCAACGUAAAUAGUCAAGCCAUCUUGGGAAUUACCCAAUCCUGUUAUACAAGAUAUGGUAUUCCAGCAUCUUUGGUCUAUGGCAAUUCAACAAAUACUAAUGAAUUUACUAUUGAUGCCAUUGCUCCAGAACUAGUGGAUAUUAAAAACCAGGAUGAUCUCAAAUCUCAAGGUCUGGUUACUACUAUUGAUACAUCUUAACUCCAAUAAAACUUCCUGUUGGGACGAGGAGAAAGUGAUGAUGAGAUGUCAUUGGAAGAGGAAGAAAACAUUUAUGAACCUCCAUAAUAAGCAUCAUAAAUGUAAUCUAAGAUUGGAGAUUCAAAUUUAGGUUAGAUGCUGAAUUAGAAUCAUUAAUACAAAGAAACCGCUGUUGAUAUAUCACAAUAAGUUUAGAAUUCAAAAAUAGAGGAGGCCAAGAGUAAGAAGUUGUAAAAGCAGCAAAGAUACAAAAAAUAUAAGAUUAAGGCUUUCGUUUAAGAUGAGACAGAAUUUGGUGAUUAAAAAAUACAAAUUAUCAGAUUCUAUGAAGUAGAUGAGAAUGAGGAAGUUAAACAAUAGAGAUCAAUGGAACCAGCUGCUGAAGAAGCACAGUAGAAUUAAAUGAAAACUGUUAUGAAAGAUGAGUAGUAAGUCUAGGAAGAUGUAAAUGCCUCUGAGGGUGAAUCCAAUUUGUCUGGUGGAUCAGUAAAUGAUGAUAUGAGAUAAUUGAAAGAUUUCAAAGCUUUGAUUUCUGAGAAAACAGAACCAAAGUAUAUCCGUAUUCUGAAACGAACUGUAUGGUUUAUUAUGCUCGUACUCAUCGUUCUAAGUGCAUUGAUAUUGGGCUAUAGGAUGACUCAAAGUUCAGAUGUCUAAGAAGGUGCGGAUGCCAUCUAUUUGUCAUAUCUGAGACAUAAUAUAAUGGCAGAUGUCAACUUCUACACUAGAUUGCUGUAGAUGUUAGGAAACAGCACUUACAUAGCUGAUAAACAUGGUUACACCACAGCAACUGCAGAUACAUAUAUAAAGGCCAAUCUAUCCUAUUUGGUCGACACUUUAAAGGUGGUGUAAUUUGAUGUCAUUAAGGCCAGAAUCAAAAUGGAAGCAAGGAUGACUGGAUCAUCUAAUUUGGAGACAUAUUAGGUUUCGUUUUUGUUGACAUCUGGAGAAACCAAAAUAUACGACAAUAUAUUCAAUGAUGCAUUAUUUUAAAUCAUUACAUCAGCAUCUUCACUCAGAAACUCUUCAGCUGCAUCAUUUAACGGUUCUGUCACCACAGUAGAUAAUACGCAAAAGAAUUUUUAUUAUGUGAUGACAAAUGGACUAUUCGUAUUGAGAAGUGGAUCCGAGAGUAUUGCACAACGAUUCUUCGAUUUUUACUCAGAUGAAAUCAAGAAUUAUUAAGUUACCUUCUUUGUUAUUAUGGGUGUUGGUAUAUUCUGUUUAGUGGUAUCUGCUAUGAUCCUCAUUCCUAUUGUGUUUUAGGUGCAUAAAACAAAUAACAUGGUUAUGUCAUUGUUUGGUAUCAUUCCAAUCUAAGAAAUUAAGGAGUUGGCUGCUAAAUGUGAAAAUUAUAUGUAGGAAUUCUUGGAGGAUAAAAAUGAAAAGAAGGAAAUAGUUGAUAAAGAAGAUAAACCUCCUUAACCCAAUGUCUAACCUCCAGAGGUAGAGAAAACAUAGAACAAAGAUGUUUUUGAAAUGAAUAAUGAAGAAGAAGACAGGAGUGAUAAAAAGAAAACCUAAUAAUAAAAUGGAUCCAAUGGAAGUGGAUAGAAUGGCAGUGGAUAGAAUGUUUUGCAGACUGGCCAACCUAAUUCGAAUGCUAUACAUACAUCCAUCACAGCAAAACCCUCUGAAAACAGAGCCACACCAUCUGCUUUUACUUAAGGUGCUACCAAGAAUGAUUAAAAAUAGCAAUAGCAAUAAGAACAAGACAAAAAGGAAAAUGAAGAGGAAAUUGAGAAUCUUCGCUCAUAAAAAUUGUUAAACUCAAAGGAUAAUAACAAAUCAGUAGUCAUUGUUCAAUUCCUAAUCUUUGCUCUAAUCUUUAUUUCCUAUUUCAUUUUGGACAUUAAUUUAGAAUUGAUCUUUUUGGAUAAUGUGUAAAAGGUUUAUGAUCAUCUUUAAUAUUCGUCCAAAAGACCUAUUUCCAUUAAAUAUAAUGUUUACUUCACGUUCGAAGAAGUUGUGACCAAUAAGACGUAAACGGAAAAUUCAAUUGAUAUGAGAACAGAGUUCCAAAGCAGAUUGUAUGAUAAUGAAAGGAAUUUGUUCUAAUCUUUGACUUAGUCAUUCCCUUCCUAAUUUGAUUCGUAUUUGUCCAAAUUCUAGGCUUUUACUUACAAUAAUUUAUGCGUCAACGAUUUCACUAUAAACAACUUUGUUACUGAUUAAUCGGGAUGUGCAGCUGUAGAUUCAGGUUUACUUACAAGUGGAUUGAAGACUGCCUUUGUGUCAGUGGCCUUGAGCACAAAUGAUAUGAUCAGCUAUUGGAAGAACACUCAAAGAACUAGAACAGACUUAAUUUCAACCAUCAACAAUUAAACUUAUCACGAUAAAUUACAUAGGCUAUUGUAUUAUAUUUCACCUGCAUGUGACUACUUAACAGAUCGGUUCAUGUCAGGCAUAGCAGACUUCUUAUCUUACAGUGAUUCUAUUGAACAAAUGAAAUUUAGUGUGUACUUGGUGGUGAUGUUUGCUGCAUUCAUCUUUUGUUGGACUCCUUACUUGAAUAAUCUAUCGAAGCAGAUUUGGAGAACUAAAGGAAUGUUGAAUAUGAUACCUAUGGAUAUCAUUCAAAAAUACCCUAACUUGAAAUAAUAAUUUAUUGGUGGAGAAAUAUUAUAAGCAGUGAAAUGA
Molecule: messenger RNA, 5088 nt
Organism: Paramecium tetraurelia
Lineage: Eukaryota; Ciliophora; Oligohymenophorea; Peniculida; Parameciidae
Exons: 8
Source: RefSeq, a predicted model, not a curated record